Miscanthus lutarioriparius is the source of this 2853-nucleotide messenger RNA. NCBI's taxonomy places the organism in Eukaryota, Viridiplantae, Streptophyta, Magnoliopsida, Poales, Poaceae. The record is from the annotation of a GenBank genome assembly.
AUGAAGGUGUCGUCGAUGAAGAAGCAGGCGCCGCCGCAGCAGCAGUCACAGCGGCGGGAGGAAGCGGAGGAGCAAGGGUCGCCGGCGGCAGCCGAGGCCAUGGACGUCGCCGCCGCGGCCGCCCAGGAGGAGGAGGAGGCAGCCGGCUGCUCGGGGAAGGCGCCGGAGGCGGAAGCAGAGGGGAGGACGGUGGUGGUCGGCGUGCGGGAGCCGGCCGACGCCGAGAGCCGCGCGCUGCUCACCUGGGUGCUCGUCAAUGUGGCCGCGCCAUUGGACCGCGUCAUCGCCGUCCACGUCGUGCCGGCGUCCGCCGCGGAGGCGGCGGCAGCUGUCGACCUCGAGGCCAUGCUCGGCGUCUACGAGGGCUUCUGCAACCUCAAGCAGAUCAAUCUAAAGCUCAAGAUUUGCAAGGACUCGUCGGUGUGCAAGGCGCUAGUUCGUGAGGCCAACCUGUUUGGGGCCGCCAAGGUUGUCCUCGGCGUCGCCAAGAAGAGGCGUGCGAUUUCGUCCUCGCAUAAAGUUGCAAAGUACUGCGCAAAGAAGCUGCCCGCAAAGUGUGCGGUCCUCGCCGUGAGGAAUGGCAAGAUCGAGUUCCGGAGAGAGUCGAGUGUCCAUUCAGGCAAGGUCUCAGCAGAGGUUCUUCCGUGCGGUGAUGAUGAGAUGUAUUGUGUAGUGCCGUUCCAAGCCCGUCAGGCUAAAGGGGGCACACUAUCUUUACAAGAACUUAAAGAUGGUGGUGAGGGUGACACCACGCGUGAUGUUGGUACCAAGGGAAGUGAAUUGGAGGACACCAUCAAAGACGAACAGCUGGUCUCAAGCGUGGUCCCUGCGGAUUUGUCAACGGGUCAGGUUGAGAUCGAUGCAGAUCCUUCUAGUAGCAAGGCUGAAGAGCCAAUUGUUGAACAGAGAGAUGAGAUUGCCGAGCUUCCAGGUAAGGGUGCCAGUGUGUUGUACUGUGUGCUUCCUGGGAGAAGUAGCGAUUCUGUUGCAAGUACAUCUAGUAAGCAAGACCAUGAUUCAGUGGAUCUUCCAUUUGAAGGGGCCGGGGAGCUAUAUUGCUUAUUGCCCCCCAGGAAUGGCCAUUCAGUCAGGAGUACUGGUGAUUCUAAGCGUUCAAAUGCGAGUCAUAAAGAUGAUACACCAGCCAAUCCAUCACUGGAAGGAGAUGGUGAUCUGUACUGCCGGCUGCCGAGGAGUGGACGACCCGGUAGGAGUUCUGGGGGAUCCAAACGUUCUGUUGGUAUUAGAGGUAUGAUUAGGCGUAGCAGUAGUUUCUCCAGUGAUAUCAAUCUGAACUCAGAGACAUCACCUAUUAAGAAGGAUGGCUCAGUUAGCAUGACUACCACUGAACGGAGUUCUUCUGCUGUAUCCACGGAAGCUGAGGACUCACCGAAAGACACUGCACGAAAUGCUGAAACACCCUCGAGUUCUCCGAUGUCACUGAGACGGAUGAUAGAAAGAAGACCUGACCGCUGUCACCUCCAUAGAAGGAUCUUUAGACAUCAUAGGAGUUCAUCUUUGGAAUGGGCAAAAAACUCAAUGGUUCAAUGGGCAAUGAGACUUCCGAGCCGAUAUAGUUCAGUCCACCCAGAUGGCAAAUCAUUGAAAUCGGAUGCAAGUCCAAGGUUGAACUGUGAUUCUGAAACUGAAUCAACUACAGCUGUUGAGUCAGUAUCAAUGUUUUCUUUUGCUUUCUAUGAUGUAGUAUGGCCUCCCAGUGAAUUGGAAUCACUUCGAGAGAAGUGUUCUUCAGUUUGUAGGUUGUUUAGUUAUGAAGAACUGAAACUUGCAACGGCCAACUACUCACCUGAUAUGUUAGUUGGGAAGGGUGGAACCAGCCAAGUUUUCAAGGCACAACUCGAUGACAGAACAUUUUCUGCCAUAAAGAUUCUGAAACCCUCGGUUGAUGCUAUACAUGAGUUUGUUACGGAGAUUGAGAUUGUAACCAGCUUGCAACAUGAGAACAUUGUUGCACUAAGGGGAUUCAGCUUCGAGAACUACAAUCUUGUGCUGGCAUAUGAGUACAUGCCCCAAGGGAGCUUGGACAAAGCUCUUCAUGGAAAGAAUGAUGACACAGACUUUCUUAUCUGGGAGAGGAGAAUUAAGAUAGCAAUCGACAUUGCAAGAGCACUUGAAUUUCUCCAUCUUGGCGGUGUGAUCCAAUCUGUGAUCCAUGGAGAUGUUAAGUCUUCAAAUAUCCUCCUUUCAGAGGAUUUUGGGGCACGGCUCUGCGAUUUUGGGUUAGCAAAGCGAGUGUCGGCUUCGACUCCCCACCUAACAUGUACUGACAUCACCGGAACUUUCGGGUAUAUGGCACCCGAAUAUUUUUCAUAUGGAAAGGUCAAUGAGAAGAUUGAUAUCUAUGCAUUUGGGGUUGUUCUACUGGAGAUUAUUUCAGGAAGGAGACCCAUUACACCUGGAAGUGCAAAGGGUCAAGAAAGCCUGGUCGGUUGGGCGAAGCCUUUACUGUCCAGUGGAGAAAUUAAACAACUGGUUGAUCCAUUUUUGGGGAACGAUUAUGACUGCGAUGAAAUGGAGAGGAUGACGCUCGCUGCUUCGCUUUGCACAAGGACAUCUUCUCAUUCUCGACCUGAAAUGUCGCUGGUCCUGAAACUCCUCCAAGGGGACGAGGAGACGAUCGGCUGGGCGAGGGCACAGCUCACCGCCAGCUUCGACGGCUCAGACGAGGAAGCCACGGCAGCGGCCCCUGACCUGAACAUGCAGUCUUAUCUGAACCUCGCGCUUCUUGGAGUGGAGGAGGAUGACACGCUGUCGCACUGCAGCAGCACGGAGCGCACCGUGGACACCUCGGCCGACGGCUACUACUGGAGCCGGUCCUCCAGUUUCGACUAG